AUGAUGACCUUUGCUUUCCGUCUCAGUUCACUGGCGUGUUUAUCUCGCAGGCACGUUUUCUGUCGAGUUUUGUGAACAGAUGAGUACAGCAGAAAAAUAGCGCCAUGGCUACUAACCUGAGCUUUGGCUUACUCGACACACACAGGAGCGUGCGACAUGUCGGAAAACUCUUGGUUCAGUGCAUGAGUGGAGCUAGACCUUUCUCGAGUGCGACUCACAAGAACCGACUUGAAUUUGGGGAUUCCACUCUAGCUUCUUCCGACUUAAACACAUCUGCGAAAACCUUGACAAGACAGGAGAAGCUUAGGGAGGACAACAUUCCCUUUUCAUCGUUCUUGACGGACAACUUUGGCCGGAGACACAAUUACUUACGCAUCUCCCUGACUGAGAAAUGCAACCUACGCUGUCAGUACUGUAUGCCAGAGGAGGGCGUGAAGCUUACACCACGAGGCCAGCUUCUGUCCACGACAGAAGUACUGACCCUCGCUCGCCUCUUUGUCAAAGAAGGCGUGGACAAGAUUCGUCUCACUGGAGGAGAGCCGCUCAUCAGACCUGAUGUGCUGGAUAUCAUCGCUGAAUUGAGAAAAUUGGAGGGUCUGAAGACCAUCGCGGUGACAACAAAUGGCAUGAACCUUGCUAAACUGUUGCCUCUCCUCAAAGAUGCGGGCCUCGACCUGAUCAACAUCAGUUUGGAUUCACUGGUACCUGCCAAGUUUGAGUUCAUUGUCAGGCGAAAAGGGUUCCACAAGGUCAUGGAAGGAAUUGAUAAGGCCAUUGAAAUGGGCUAUGACCCAGUAAAGGUCAACUGUGUGGUCAUGCGAGGCCUCAACGAAGACGAACUGCUUGAUUUUGUUGGUCUUACCGAGAAGAAGCCCCUGGAAGUGCGCUUCAUUGAGUACAUGCCAUUUGAUGGCAACAAAUGGAACUUUAAGAAGAUGGUGAGCUACCAGGAGAUGUUGGAUCAUAUCAGACAGCAGUGGCCCGACUUGGAAUCGCUUCAAACUGGACACUCAGACACAGCAAAGACAUUCAGAGUGCCGGGCUUUAAAGGACAGGUUGGCUUCAUCACCUCCAUGUCUGACCAUUUCUGUGGCUCGUGUAACCGCUUACGCAUCACCGCAGACGGCAACCUCAAGGUGUGUUUGUUCGGUAACUCUGAAGUGUCCCUCAGAGAUGUGUUGCGCUCCGGAGCCUCAGAUGAAGACUUGCUGCAAAUAAUUGGCGCCGCUGUGGGCAGGAAGAAGAAACAACACGCAGGCAUGUUCAGUAUCUCCCAAAUGAAGAACAGACCUAUGAUCCUCAUCGGAAGCACUUCCCAAUUACAUUCUUCCAAAGACAAGCUCAAGUGUUUCCACAUUGUCACUCAGCGUAUUCAAAAAAUAUCUCCUCCUAUGUGCCAGCCAAGUGGAAAACGAGUCGUUAAUAGCGCAAACCUUAUGUGCCUUCGAGACCGCACUUCUUCAGCACGGGCAGACAAUGAUCGCUGCUCAACAAACGAAGUGAGUGGCAGCUGUCAUCUCAAUGUAAAGAAACAGACAGAACCCUUUAUCAAAGUAGAACAGCACUUGUAUGACUUCAAGGACGGUCAAACUGCCCCCCAUUAUCACACCAACACUGUGAAUUACAAACCCCAAACAAAUGAUCGUCUUAGACAUCUACCCGGACACUUACUCAUGAAGGCCAAAGUCAUCUGUACGCAACACAGCGUGAGACAAUAUCACAACGACACUUCCAGCCAAGAUCCCCACAUCCCACAGUCUGCGAGUGAUCCAGGUGGCCCUCACCUGGACGGUACCCCAGAAGCCCGCCUGACGCACACAGACGCCCAAGGCCGAGCAAGGAUGGUGGAUGUUGGCAGUAAAACCCCAACACGUCGAACAGCCAAGGCCCGCGCCACCGUCCUCUUGGGCCCCAUUGCCUUUGGGCUGCUGCAGACAAACCAGCUGGCUAAAGGCAAUGCCAUGGCAGUGGCCCAGUUGGCCGGCAUCAUGGGCUCCAAACAGACCUCGGCCCUCAUCCCGCUCUGUCACCCGCUCCCUUUAGACUGCACCUCAGUCACCCUGGACCUGGACGAGCAGCGCAACGCUGUGGUCGUCUCGGCAACAUGUCGCACCACUGGCAGGACAGGUGUCGAGAUGGAGGCUUUGACUGCGGUCUCCAUAGCAGCGCUGACUAUUUACGACAUGUGUAAGGCUGUGAGCCAUGACAUCAUCAUUACUGACAUACAACUACAGAGUAAGACUGGGGGAAAGAGGGACUUUCUCCGACCAUGACGAAACGUGAGAAUUUUUUUUUCCCUUGGAGGUUUUCUUUCAGCAAGCUACUAGGUCGGCGCUCUUUAGCGACCUCUAGUGGCUUCCUGGAGCUUUAUAAAAAAAAAUGUUUGAAAAUGGAAAAAGAUUUUGAUAGUCGGCUAAUAUAGCUCAAAUAGAUAUAGAUACAUGUUG
Hippocampus comes (tiger tail seahorse) is the source of this 2447-nucleotide messenger RNA. RefSeq names its product molybdenum cofactor synthesis 1 (gene mocs1). The transcript is spliced from 11 exons. Gene Ontology annotation, biological process: Mo-molybdopterin cofactor biosynthetic process. Gene Ontology annotation, molecular function: 4 iron, 4 sulfur cluster binding; cyclic pyranopterin monophosphate synthase activity; GTP 3',8'-cyclase activity. The coding region runs from base 105 to 2273 and encodes 722 amino acids. The record is from RefSeq and is a predicted model, not a curated record. Lineage: Eukaryota; Metazoa; Chordata; Actinopteri; Syngnathiformes; Syngnathidae.